UCCUCGGAAACAAAGAAAAUUUCAUGUACCGUUCUCCGACUGGCUUUGUCAGAUCAUUUGUUCUUUCACUUUGGUUAAGCGUAGACAGAUUCAGACGACGGCGAUUUCAAGCAAAACUUCUGAUAUUCUACGAUACCAGAUACACGGCAGAUUCAAUAUGAAGUCUCUCAUAAUCUUGAUUUAUUUCUGCCUGUUGGCGACCUUCGUUGCUUCCCAAGAUGACGUAGUUGAUAACGAAGAUGGAGUGCCAGAGAAAGAGGAUGGAACAACUGAAGAUGCCGCCACCGAAGAGCUUCCUCUCUCAGAUGAGGACACAGACACAGACACCGUAUUCACAAAGACAAAAGACGAACCAGAGGAGGAAGGAGAUGACGUCACAAAUUUUGAUGAAUCGGAGAAACACCCAAAGAACAAAAAAACACCCAAAGCUAAAAGCGAUAGCAAGAAGGCCGGCGACGAUAUGAAAGCGCGGCAUUAUUUCGGUUCUGGCUCAGGGUACAGCGGUUCUGGAGACGGUCAUCAUCAUCAUAAACACCAUAAGCACGACAAACAUCAUCACGGUCACCAUUAUGAGCACAAUCACCAUUGCAGUAGCUGUUCCUAUUAUGACGACCAUCAUUACUAUGACUACCACCAUAGACGUCAUGGACAUCGUCAUCACCAUCACCAUCACCAUGAUCAUGAUCAUUCAGGAUCAGGAUCUGGCUCGGAACCACCCGGCCGAUUCAGAAGGGCUGCAAACAAAGGGGCUGACAAAGGAAAGAAAGAUGCAAAAAGCUGCUCCGAUAUCGACCAAAGCACCGUCACCGGAUUUGAUGGAGUGGGCGGAGUCGCAGAAAUCACUAUUCCUAAAUCAAAGGAGACGAUGAAUGUCUACUGCGAUGUUACAACUGAUAAUGGAGGAUGGACGGUUUUCCAAAGACGAAUGUUUAAUAGCACUAUGAGUUUUACCAAAACAUGGAAUGAAUAUAAGGAAGGAUUCGGUGAAUUUGACGAAAGUUUCUGGCUAGGUCUCGAAAACAUGUUCAAACUGACUCGCAAGGAAAAAUGCGAGUUAAGAGUCGACAUGACUGAUUGGAAUGAUGUGAAGACCUACGCUACGUACAAGGACUUCAAAAUAGGCAACGAGGACGGCAAAUACCAGUUACAAAUCGGAGAAUACAAGGGAACGGCAGGAGACGCAUUAGUCGACCAAAACGGAAUGAAAUUCAGCACGCAUGAUUCGGACAACGACCUGAGUUCCAUAAAUUGCGCUCAAGUUACUAACGGGGGAUUUUGGUUUAACGAUUGUUUCGAUUCAAACCCAAACGGUGUCUGGGUGAAAGAUGGCGGCCCGCUCAACCCAGGAGAAGGCAUAGUGUGGGAAGUAAUUGAAGGAUACGCUGAGGCGUUGAAGACUAUAGAAAUGAAAUUUAGAUUGAGCAAGUAAAAAGAGUAUUGUUUGCAUUAAGUUUUAGGUAGAAAUGUAGGACUUCCAGAAGUAUGUGCACCAAGGUGGCGCACAACCUGAACAUAGUUGUUGUACCAGGUUAGAGUUCAGGUUGUGCGCCAUCUUGGUGCACAUACUUCGGAAGCGCCAUAGGACCUCCAGAA
This is a messenger RNA of Styela clava, 1593 nucleotides long. The record is from RefSeq and is a predicted model, not a curated record. Lineage: Eukaryota; Metazoa; Chordata; Ascidiacea; Stolidobranchia; Styelidae.